UAUAUCUAUAUCAUUGCUGGGAAUUGACGAAUUACAGUCGCAUUUCCAUUUGCCAAAUCCUGGAGCUCAUCGUCGUAGAAAAUGGCGCUGUUUAAAGACAUUUUUUACCCUGGCAAUCCUGAACGACGACGCAGAGUAGAGCGUCUGUACCAAGAGAUAAUUGACUGCAUGAAGGACAACUUUUACGCGACCAACAAGCUUGUCGGCUACCUAAAGCAAAAUUUUUCGGUGUCAAGCGGCGUUGGCAAAAUUGUCCAUGGGAUCGACAAGUUGGAAAUCAGAGAGAGAAAAACGAUAAAGGAAAACUGUGACAUAUUCUUAGCAGCAACAACAAAACUUCAAGACGCUGUUCGCUUGCUUAACGAAAAUUUGGCCAGGGAGUUAGAGCCUUCUGCGUACAGAGCCCUUAAGGAUACAGGAUUAGGCUUUGUGGAAACAAUCAGGCAGUUAUCCCAGUGGUCAUCGGUAAUAACAAUGACAGGGGCUUCGGUAGCGGCUGUGAUAAUUAUUUGCCGCAUAACUUCUGGGGCCAUUCUUGGAGCAAUGGUUGCAGAAAUAGGCAUGAUUGCAUCAUGCAGUAUUGCUGGUGUUGUUGUUGUUGCCAUAGGACUUGGAGUGGACGCCAUCCUUUCUGCCAUUUUUGGGGCAAUAGAGAGGGAAAAAUUGGAAAAUGCGAUAAAAGAACUUGAGACAACCAAAUCAACUUUCGAACCAGCCACUAGAGAGUAUACUCAAACAAUUUAUGAAAUACUUGGAGCUAUCAAGCACAUGUGAUAACCAAACGGAAGAAUCUUCUGGACUGUUUCUGGACUUUGCUGCACAAGAAAAACGCAAAUGUUUUGUUUUGCUGCAGUUCUUUGCGUAUUGUAAUUCUAAUUUGAAAUUUGAAUGCGUAUUGUUCUUUUUUCUGGAGAAUUAUUUGCUUUAAUAGUAAUACUUGGCCUUCUUUUCACA
Molecule: messenger RNA, 954 nt
Organism: Rhopilema esculentum
Lineage: Eukaryota; Metazoa; Cnidaria; Scyphozoa; Rhizostomeae; Rhizostomatidae
Product: single-pass membrane and coiled-coil domain-containing protein 3
Source: RefSeq, a predicted model, not a curated record